Chelmon rostratus (copperband butterflyfish) is the source of this 2434-nucleotide messenger RNA. RefSeq names its product E3 ubiquitin/ISG15 ligase TRIM25-like. Gene Ontology annotation, molecular function: protein binding; zinc ion binding. Lineage: Eukaryota; Metazoa; Chordata; Actinopteri; Chaetodontiformes; Chaetodontidae. Bases 276 to 1916 code for a protein of 546 amino acids. The transcript has 4 exons. The record is from RefSeq and is a predicted model, not a curated record.
AAGUGCUGCUGACUUCCUUGUUUGCUCUGUAUACCUGCUGUCAGUGUCGAUUCACCUGUGGCCUUACCGGGUGGGAGGAAGAGACAGAAGAAGAUAACAUAAGAUCAACUUUAUUAAUCCCCAGAUGGUUAAAGAGAAGAAACAAGAGAUUUAGGAAGCGUUUGAGGACAAUAGGUUGAAGUGAAGUAAGAUGAGGCUUUGACAACAAGACCAACAAGGCAAGAGAAACAACCGACAAGUGACAAAAGAAGCUACCGACCUCAUCUCCUCUCAUCAUGUCUCAGUCCAAGCCGGUGGAGCAGCUUGAGCAUGAGCUGAGCUGCCCCAUCUGCCUUCAGCUGUAUUUCGAUCCGGUGGUUCUCCCCUGCGGCCACAACUACUGUCGAGCCUGCAUCUCGAAGACUGUCGAUACCGCCAGCAAAAAUGACAAAACACUUCCACGUUGCCCAGAGUGCCGCGAGGAGUAUCAGGGUAUGGAUUCCCUGCAGAGAAACUUCAAACUGUGCAGCAUCGUCGAGGGCUUCCAAGCCACGGCACUGCAGCCGGACAGGCAGCCUGAGACUGUGCCUGAGAAGAUGGAGGUUUUCUGUGACCACUGUAUAGACGAGCAGUCGCUGGCUGCGAAGACCUGCAUGAAGUGUGAGGUGUCGCUGUGUCUCAGGCACUUCCAGAGACACCAAGAGAAGGAGUCGUUCCGGGCACACGAUGUGGUGGAGCCACAUGAGCUGGGGAUGAAGGGCUGUGCCACUCACCGCCGUCCCCUUGAGUACUUUUGUUCCAACGACAUGGCGUUGCUGUGCGCCCAAUGCUUCAUAGAGGGCCAUCACCACCAACACGACGUUCUUACCUUCAGUGUAGCUGAAGAAGAGAUGAGGCGAGCACUGGAGAGCCGCAGCAAGGUGGUUUCCUGCCGGCUGCAGAUGACAGAGAGUCUCCUACAGAAGACAACAGAGGAGCAAGGAGCCUCUGAGGCUAUAGGGGACAAACUGGUCAACAAGGCUGUCACUCUCAUGGACAGUAUGGCUGCGCUAGUGGACAGGUACAGGGAGUGUCUGCGUCUGCUAUUGGAGGAGGAGAGAGGCCAGCGCCGAAAAAGCUGGCAGCUCGGACUGAGUGCGCUGGAAGAGCAACAGCACCAGUUAAUGGAGGCCCAGCACAGUGCCACACAGGCCCUAAAGGAGACAGACACGUGCAUGUUCAUACACAGGUUUGUGUUAAUUGAACAGAAGCUGAGAGAAGCUAUCACAGGCACCACUCCCUCCAAGAUCCUCUCAAAAGCUCCAUUCAACACCAAGCGUCUCCAGGACGGCCUCAAAACCCAAGACUUCCGCUCAGAAAUGACCCGCUUCCUGGAUUCCCUCCAUGUCCUCCUCAACCCUCUGGACCUCACCUUCAACCUCUGCACUGCCCACCCCAGCCUGAUAGUCUCCAAUGAUCUGCGCACAGUCAAGUACAGCCCCUCCAAGCAGGCGUAUGUGGAGCACCCAGAGCGUUUUACAAGCGCACCCCAGGUUCUGUGCAGCCAGGGGUUCUCGGGUGGUGAGCAUGUUUGGGUGGUAGAAGUGGGCGCCAAAACCAUGUGGUCGCUGGGUGUGUGUUACAAGAACAUCCCUCGUCGUGGUGACCACAGUCGUCUUGGACACAACUCUGUGUCCUGGCGCCUGCAGUGGAAAAACGGCAAGCUGACAGUGUGCCAGUCCUCCUGUAACAUGGCUCUGGGAGAAGUUACUUUUCCGCCACUGAAGAUUGAGAUAGCGCUGGAUUAUGAGGGGGGGACUUUGAUGUUCCACAGCACCAAAGGGCGUAGGGAGCACCUCCACACAUUCAGGGCUGUGUUUAGGGAGCCGGUUUACCCAGCAUUCAGUAUCCAUUCAAACACACCAGAGUCCUGGAUCACACUGCAGAGUGGGAUUUGAGCACUUCUAUUUCCCAUGAAUAGAACUUAUUUAGGUGUUCAAACAGUAAACUAAGCUGAACUCAGAUUUUUCUUUGCACGUUUGCAUUUGAAAUACAAUAAAAAGCACAGAUUGACUCACAAUUCUGCCACAAUGGUGCAUUCAUCUGGAAUUGUAUUGCAGUGGAAACUUGACUUCCCUGCUCUAAAAUUAGCUUUGUUUUGCAGUUGUCAAGUCCCACAAUUCCGAGGUUUAGCUAUCACAAAUAAGGUCUCAGGACAGUGGGAAGUAAGGCUUUAUAAUGCCAUGCUAUUAUACAGCAGUGUUUAUUUGCUAUCUGGUAUGACUGCAUUUGAACUGGAGCAUUUUAAUCAUGAAAUAAUUUGUUUACAAAAACUUAAUAUUCUAUUCAUGAUUAGGCUGAAGUAGUAUGUAGACCAAUACAGGUGUAGCAAUACAAAUGGAUUUUGGGGCAUUUGUGGGUUGUUGUUUUUUUUGCAUUUAGCAUUGUCUGUUAAUUAAAAGUUAACUGAUCUCUG